UGUUUAUCUCGCUCCCUAGGGCGGUGAUGCACGUGUGCUGGCUGGUGGCCAGAGAGCAAUGCCGUCCGCGAAUCAGGCUGCCCCACUUGGGAGCGGUGGUGGUUGGACGUGGCCCCGAGACUGGAAUAACAGAUAAGAAGUGUUCCCGGCAGCAAGUACAAUUAAAAGCAGAUUGUAAUGAGGGUUAUGUCACAGUCAAACAGAUAGGGGUUAACCCAACUAGUGUUGAUUUAGUGCAUAUUGGCAAGGAUAAAGAAGUAACAAUGAGGCCAGGCCAAGUUCUGCAUAUUGUGAACAAACUCUACCCCUACACGGUGCAAUUCUCUGAAGAAUCGGGGAAAACUGCUGCAGUAGUAGCGGCGAAAACGCAAGCUGAGAAGAGGCCGUGUGAAGACUCCCGCAAAAAUAGUGAUGAAGAAAAUGUGCCCAAAAAAAAUAUGAAGACAAAGGCAGUGGAUACACCAGGUAGUUCUGCAGAUCGCAAACUGAGCAGUUCCAAUGUAUCCUCAAAUGAGGGGACUUCCAGCAAAAAGGAACAUUCAGGACACUGGAGUCAGGGUCUAAAGAGCUCCAUGCAAGAUCCAAAAAUGCAGGUUUACAAAGAUGAAAAGACUGUAGUCAUCAAAGAUAAAUAUCCCAAAGCACGUUACCACUGGCUCAUCUUACCAUGGGACUCCAUUUCAAGCCUACAGUCAAUCACAAGGGAGCAUCUUGAACUCCUGGAACAUAUGCAUGCAGUUGGGGAAAAAAUGAUUGAGCAGUGCCCUGCUAGAGAGACUUUGGAGUUCAGGCUGGGUUACCAUGCGAUCCCGAGUAUGAGUCAGCUGCAUUUGCAUGUCAUCAGCCAGGAUUUUGAUUCCCCUGCCCUGAAAACAAAAAAGCACUGGAACUCUUUUACUACAGAAUACUUCAUAAACUCCGAAGAUGUGAUAGAGAUGGUAAGAAGCAAUGGGAAAGUAACGGUGAAAGAACACACCUCUGAACUUCUCAGAUUGCCCCUCAGAUGUCACCUUUGCAAACAACAUCUAUCUACUAUGCCAGAGUUAAAGGCACAUCUUGGGAAGCAUUACCCAAAAUGACUUUGCAGAAAACUUGUCCUAGAAUCUGCGUUCAGAUUUUAGGUUAAGACAAAGACGUAGAAAUGCUAAUGAGUGGGCGUGGGUAUCUCUGUUAACUGGAAUGACAAAUGUAAUAUGGGCAAAAUGUAGCCUGAAAGCAGCAGCAUGUUAUCUUUAUAAUAGUGUAAAGAAAAACAAAUGAAUCAACUUCUUAAAUUGAAAA
Struthio camelus australis is the source of this 1281-nucleotide messenger RNA. The record is from RefSeq and is a predicted model, not a curated record. NCBI's taxonomy places the organism in Eukaryota, Metazoa, Chordata, Aves, Struthioniformes, Struthionidae.